UUCAUCCAUCGUCUAUGCGCUGGAAUAAAAACACUGAAAACGAACUCGAUCUCCAACAGUUGUGAGGGACAAAGUGUUUAGUAUUAGGUGGGUAGUUAUGGCUUCGCUCGCUCAUCUCACGAUCGCUGGUAUUGCUUUGAGCAUCUUGCUGACGGGUGGACAAGAAACGCACGCGUACUUCAAGAUUCCUCCAAAGCGUGUAACGGCAUAUGAGCUCGCACACUACUUCCUCAAUCCCAUGCCUAACGACCUACAACCCGGACGACACGAUAAGCGAGAUGCUGGUGACGAGUUUCCUUUUACCUACAACGUGGUUUAUGUCUUGGACUCAUCGACAUCAAUUACAAAAGUUGACUUUGAAAACGGUAUCAAGGCGAUACAACUACUGACGGCAAAGGCGCGGAAUGACACCAAGUUCGCCCUGAUCUUGUACGCGGCUGAGCCUGUUAUGGUUACUAACUUUACGACCCAGGCCUCCAUGCUACAGUUACUGACCAACGUACAAAGACUCUAUGGCAAGACCAACACCUUCUCUGCGCUGGAACUUUGCAGAAAACUAUUCUUUGUGAAGAGUGGUUCCCUUAACCGCGUGCUGCUAGUUACGGAUGGUCUAUCAAAUAUGAACCAAGACAAAAUGCUAUACGAAGCAUUCCAGCUAAAAAUGAGUAACAUAGAGAUCUUCGUGGUGGCUGUAGGCCGGUACAAUUACGGCGCGGACGAGAUCUCGUCCCUGUCCUCUAUACCCACGACCCAUAUCUACCGCGUGGAAAGCAUGAGGGGACUGGUUCGGAUCAUCAUGUGGAUACCAACUGGGGAGAGAGGUUGACUUGCCAUAUCUUGCUGUUUGGCCCCGCCGUCAUCGCUUAUAACGCAUGCGCAAAGUGUAGGUGAUGACCACCAAGAUUCCGAACUAUUCGAAUUUCACGUGGUGUUGGUUUGCCUGUGGUUGGGGUCGUGUCGUCAGGACUCUGUACUCUUUGGUACGUUUGGCUCUUCUCACCUACCCAUAUCAACCGAAGGUUUGGGUUGCAAAGAGUCUCGCGGACUUCGUCGCGCAUUAUUGCCGAGUACUCGUUUGGAUUGUCCAAAGAUAUCAUAUAGUCUAAGUAUGUGCAGCCCAGUGUUUGGUAGCGUUCUCAGUGCAAACGAUACUUCUUUUGUAUGGUAGAUUACCUCAGCAAUGCUAGAGACAAAGCCAAACAUCUAUGGCCUUUAAAGGAUUAUCAUUUAUAGCCGUAGCAGACAUAGCAUAAUUAUUAAGCGGGGGGGGGGGGGGGGGCUGCGAUACAGAAACAUUAAGAAAACAAUGGGGGGCACAGCCACGCCCCUACUGGUCAUUUCCUUAUAAUUUUUGAAAAUAUUUGGAUGCCCGGGCCAAGUGCCCCAUUCCCUGCUGCGGUCCUAGCAUUUCAUAAUAAUAAUAUCCAUAUAAUAUCUUGUGAUCCUGCUCUUCCAAUCACCAGUCGUUUUUUAAAAUAGGCAUAUGAGGCGUUCUCUUCUUCAAUCUUCAUUCGAAAAAUGACAUCACAACAGUAGUUUCGAGCUUUUCAAACAAGCUGUACGGCAAGAGCUGAAUAAAUUCCAAUGUUGGAAAA
Messenger RNA from Nematostella vectensis (starlet sea anemone), 1595 nucleotides. RefSeq lists its product as uncharacterized. The transcript has 3 exons. The coding region runs from base 98 to 826 and encodes 242 amino acids. Lineage: Eukaryota; Metazoa; Cnidaria; Anthozoa; Actiniaria; Edwardsiidae. The record is from RefSeq and is a predicted model, not a curated record.